CAAGUAAUGCUUCAUUCUGCUGAUAUCGCGUGCGCGGCAGGACUUCCCUGAACGCGCUGUGUGUGUAUCAAUGGAGUUAUGACGGUCUUGCGAGUUUCAAGGUUGCUGUCUAGAAUUUAACCGUACUCCCAAAUCAAAAUAGCGGACACUAAAACCAUCAGCAUGGCAACAGAGUCCAGUCAUAAGGAGAACCUACAGGACCAUCAUCUGGAGGAUGAAGGGCAGCAUCGCAACCCUUCAGAGGUGAAGAUGAGCCAGAUAGUGCUUCCCUGCCAUGCAAACAACUGCAGGGAACUGAGCAUUGGACAGCUGCUCAAAUGGAUGGACUGCACAGCAUGUCUGUCCGCUGAGAGACAUGCUGGAUGCCCCUGUGUAACAGCAUCUGUUGAUGACAUCUACUUCGAGCACACCAUUGGUGUUGGACAAGUGGUCAACAUCAAAACCAAAGUCAACAGAGCCUUCAACUCAAGCAUGGAGGUGGGGAUAGAGGUCAGCUGUGAGGACCUGUACAGUGGCCGACAUUGGAGAGUCUGUCAGGCUUUUGCCACAUUCGUUGCCAAACGCACAGGGACAAACAAGGUGCAGCUUAAGCAGGUAGUUCCCUGCACACACAGAGAGCAGGUGGAGCACAGUUUAGCAGCUGAGAGGAGGAGAAUGAGACUCAUUCACUAUGACAUCAUGCAGGACUUGCUCAAUAACAAGACCUUCCAGAGAAGUAUCAGUGAGGGGGCAGAAAGCCGUGAUGAAUUGGCGGCUGUUUCGACAGAAAGAACUCGAGUGGAGAGUGUUGAGCUUGUACUUCCUCCCCAUGCCAAUCAUCAGGUCAACACAUUCGGAGGCCAAAUUAUGGCCUGGAUGGAAAACGUUGCUAAUAUCGCAGCCAGUCGUUUAUGCAGUGCUCAUCCCACCCUGCGGACCAUCGACAUGUUUUACUUUAGAGGCCCCUCCCAGGUUGGAGAUCGCUUGAUUCUGAAAGCCAUUGUCAACAACACAUUCAAGAACAGUAUGGAGGUAGGCGUAUGUGCUGAAGCCUAUCAAGGAGAGGAACCUCUGAGGCACAUUAACAGCGCCUUUAUGACGUUUGAGGUGCUAGACGAGAAUGGAAGGCCACGCCCACUGCCCCCUAUAAAACCUGAACCUCAGGAGGGGAGGAGGAGAUACCAGGAGGCUCUUGCCAGGAAGAAGAUUCGGCUUGAUAGGAAGUACAUCAUCUCGCGUAAGCAGACCGAGGUGCCGCUGUCCGUCCCCUGGGACCCUAGUAACCAGGUGUAUCUAAGCUACAACAAUGUGUCUGCUCUAAAGAUGCUUGCAGCCAAAAACAGUUGGGUCCUCAGCUCAAAGAAGAACCUUGUGAGUCUGUAUACAGUGGAGGAGAGUCAGAGUCUGUGUUUCAGGGUGGAGUUUGAGGUGGAUGUGCCAGCACACAGAGCCUUCACUCUCGUCUCAGAUCUCAGCCGCAGACACGAGUGGGAUCAACACUAUACUCUGUGUGAGUUGCUGAUCAGGGUCGAUGAGGAUGAUUGCAUCUAUCGAGUUGUCACUCCCUCGGUUGGUGAAGAAGGAAAAGUUCAGGACUUCAUUUUACUAGCUUCUAGAAGACUGCCCUGUGAUAGUGGGGAUCCAUAUGUUAUUGCCCUAAGAUCAGUCACCCUACCUACCCACCCGCCUACAGAGGAGUUCAACAGGGGUGAGGUGGUCUGUGCUGGGUUCAUCAUUUAUGAGGUGUCAAAAACGGUCUCGAAGAUUUCCUACUAUAAUCAGGCUGGUCCAGAAGUACUGCCAUACAUCUCCACUGAUAUCGCAGGCCUCUCGUCCAGUUUCUACUCAACAUUCUGUGCAUGUAGCCAGUACCUGCUGGAGAACCGAGUCACUUCUCCUCUACUUGCCUCUGCUACAUUAUAACCUCCUGUUGUUGGUCGAACACAUCCUGAUCUGCUACAACUGAUGUUUUUACCUUAUAUGGAAAUGCAUGCUUUUAAAAAAAUCCAUUGUGUUUGGACAGUUAUGAAGGAUUUAAAAAUGAAUGAAUGGAAAUGCAUAUGUUUAGUGAUUUGUGUGUGCAAACAUUGCGAUUUAACGUUCAAACUGUUUAGGGGCAUUUUUGUAAUGUAUGUUAUCUGAAUAUAGUUUUUAUUUUUUAUUUUAUUUACAGCAGUUUGAAUUAGGGCUGGGCGAUAUAGCAAAAAUGUAUAUGAUAAGUAAAUGUGAUUAAAUAAAAAGUAACUCCAACUUGAUUCAAAUAACAUGUUCUGGAUUAGAAUGCAAGGCAACCUGGUAAUAUAAAUUUUCUUUUCAUUAUAGAAAACAGGAAAAAUGCACAAAAUAAUGCACAACACAGGAAGUUGGCAACAUAGUUUAAAUAACCCAGACGUUCAGACAUAAUCGUAUAAGAAAAAUAAGAAAUAUUACCAGCAAUUUUAUAUCAGUCUCCCUGUUGUUAACCUUUUACGUUCGUUUGGAGCAUGCACACAUGUGCAGCUGAUCAGAUUGGAGGCGGCAUCAAGCCACACACUGUGAAAAAAUUUUUAUCUGUGAAAAUCUUCCUUAUUCAGCCUUUGGUGGAUUGACGACACAUAUAACUAUAGCGUUUGCUAAUAUUUUUAUGCAAAACCUUGAUUAGUCAAAACAUAA
Messenger RNA from Xyrauchen texanus (razorback sucker), 2631 nucleotides. RefSeq names its product acyl-coenzyme A thioesterase 11-like. Lineage: Eukaryota; Metazoa; Chordata; Actinopteri; Cypriniformes; Catostomidae. Bases 163 to 1902 code for a protein of 579 amino acids. Gene Ontology annotation, molecular function: thiolester hydrolase activity; lipid binding. The transcript has 16 exons. The record is from RefSeq and is a predicted model, not a curated record. Gene Ontology annotation, cellular component: extracellular exosome.